UGAAUGGGGACGUAAUCUUCAAUGGGCCAGCCUCACUCAUUCAAACUUCCAAUACACUUCAUGCUUAGCUUCUGCCGCCAGCCAAACCUAAUCCUCUUGUAUAUUUAAGUACUAGUCAAAUUAGCUUGCCUGAUACCAAGCUUUGAUACUCAUCACAGUUAUGUCUUUGGAAGCAAACCCGCCUUGAAUCAUCCUCGCAAUCAACCACAGCUUCUCACCCGCACUUUCACUCAUCUCAAAAGAAUCGCUCAUCGGAGAAUAUCUACCUAACAUCGGCUCUCAUUCUAUCUAUAUCUCAAAACAACAAAUUACAAAUCUUCAUCCAAAUUAAAGUUAGAGCAAAGCGAAAUCUUUCAAGAUGGCGGACAAGCAGCAGAAAUACCGCCAGGAGAUCCAGCAGAUGAUGUACGUCUCAGGCGAGCAAGGCGAGGUCUCCCCAGAAACAACCGCCAUGAUCGAAGAGAUCGUGCGGCAGCAAGUCAUCGAGAUGCUGCGCAACUGUACCGAGCUCGCCGCGCGCCGCGGCGCCCGCACCAUCACCAUCAACGACCUGAUCUUCCAGAUCCGCGACGACGCGCCGAAAGUAUCGCGUCUGCGCACCUUCUUAUCGUGGAAAGACGUGCGUAAGAGCGCGAAGGACUCGGACGAGAAGGGCGGCGACGCCGACCUGGGCGUAGCCGACGACGCGGCGGGCGGCGUGAUGCCCGGGGGCGCGGGCCCGAGCGUCGAAGAGGCCGCCAAGAAGAACAAGAAGGCCAAGGUCAAGCUCCCCUGGGAACCCAUGUCGUACUACAGCCAGGAGGUGCCCGAGUGCGAGGACGACGAGGACGAGGAGGAAGAAGAGAUGAACUCGAUCACCCUCGCGCGUCUCCAGAAGGCCGACGACCGCACGCGCGUGAUGACGCGCGAGGAAUACGUGACGUGGUCCGAGUACCGCCAAGCCUCCUUCACCUACCGCAAGGGCAAGCGGUUCCGGGAGUGGGCCGGGUUCGGCAUCGUGACGGACAGCAAGCCGUCGGACGACAUCGUCGACAUCCUCGGCUUUCUGACCUUCGAGAUGGUGCAGACGCUCACGGAAGAAGCCAUCAAGAUCAAAGAACACGAGGACCUGUGGAAAGAGCGCACGAGCGGCGGCGGUGAAAACGGCGCCACCACGAAGAAGAGGAAGCUGCAGCAGGGUUUGUUCGAUCCGCCAAGCGAGGGUAAGACGCCCGUCGAGACGAGACAUAUCCAGGAGGCGUUUAGACGGCUCCAGGCCAGACCGAGGAAGUCGAGGGCAAUGCUGAAUGGCACGCGGUUACCGCAGCACACGGGGCUGAAACUCAUCUAAUCUGGUCUACCUACUUACUCUCUACGAGUGAGUAUAUGAGCGCGAUCCCGGGUCUACACUUCAAUCGACACUGUCAUUCGCGACAAAAAUCUAAGACGGGGUUUACAGCGUUUUUCCCUUUUCAAAUGCAUUAUUUUCAAUUAUCGCGUUGGUUUACGUACGAAUGGAACGAGCAAUGGCGUUUAGGAGUUCCCACUACAUCUUUCUUUUCUUUCAGUAUAACUAGAUAAAAAUUAGUCCUUUUUUUGAUUUAUUUUUUUACGCUUAGUGGACGAAGCAUGGGGUACGGAACAGAGGAUGCGUUCAACUUGCCUGCUUGUGAAGGGAAUUGAAUACCUAUUGGGCGCUGUAUACAGUUUUGAUUCAUCUAGCUAUCUCCUCAACAUAAUACUAAAGCUACACGUUGAUGACAAAA
Xylaria bambusicola is the source of this 1745-nucleotide messenger RNA. Its product is annotated as TFIID-18kDa-domain-containing protein. Gene Ontology annotation, molecular function: protein heterodimerization activity; transcription coregulator activity. NCBI's taxonomy places the organism in Eukaryota, Fungi, Ascomycota, Sordariomycetes, Xylariales, Xylariaceae. Gene Ontology annotation, cellular component: SAGA complex. The transcript has a single exon. The coding region runs from base 359 to 1330 and encodes 323 amino acids. Gene Ontology annotation, biological process: transcription by RNA polymerase II. The record is from RefSeq and is a predicted model, not a curated record.